Chaetomium globosum CBS 148.51 is the source of this 1272-nucleotide messenger RNA. RefSeq lists its product as uncharacterized. Bases 1 to 1272 code for a protein of 423 amino acids. The transcript has a single exon. The record is from RefSeq and is a predicted model, not a curated record. Lineage: Eukaryota; Fungi; Ascomycota; Sordariomycetes; Sordariales; Chaetomiaceae.
AUGAAACUUUGUGCUCUCUUUGCUGGAGCCGUUAUCUCAACCUCGGCGGUGGCGGCAAGUUGGGAAUACGCAUGGCCGGAGGAAUGGCACCAGGAAUGGCCUCUCGACGAGCAAGGACCCGAUGCAUGGUCCAGCAGCGAGUGUACCGUGAGCCGGCUGGACGCCUUCGAAAUGGAGAAGGGUCGAAAGCCCGUCUUCUUCUCGACGGACCCGCUGGACGACCCGGAGGCGCCCAAGAUGCUGCCGCUUAACUCGACCGGCGGCGAGCAAUGGGAGUUUGACGGCGUCUCGGAGGACGGCCAGAUGGCCUUUUGUUUCGGAUUCUACCGCGACCCCAACUACGCCAUCCUCGGCACGGGGAACCUCCGGCUAUCCGCCGAGUUCUCGCGCCCCAACAAGACGCGCUUCGUGCGCGUCGACUAUCCGAGCAGCUCCACGGUGACGAGUUGCCCCUGGGGCACGCGCGGCGUCUGGAAAGGGGCCGACUACAGCUACACAUUUGAAGUUACGCGCGACAUCAAGGUGGCGCGCAUCGGCGUUGACGCCCCUGAUCUUAAAGGCUCCGUGGUCAUGCGAUCGGUCAUGCCGCCGCGGUAUCCGGACGGCUCUACGUACCCGAACAAGGAGGCCUCGACCGAAGUAGUGCCGUAUUUCCGCUGGCUCGAGGCAAUCCCCGCGGCUGACGUGCGCGUCGACGUCGUCAUGGAUGGCCAACCGUACCGGUGGAGCGGCCUCGGCGGCCACGAGAGGCUGUGGACCGCUUUCAGCUGGUUCACCUGUCUGCAGGCCAUGACCGCCGUGCGCGUCAAGGCGGGUCCCUUUGCUGCGGUGCACGGCAGCUUCGUGUCGGCAAUAGAUAAGGGCUUGUACCGGCCAUCCACGGUGCUCGCUGAGAACGACGAGGUAAUUUUCUCCACCACGCUCCACGAGCCGUCCGACACGGAGGACUACGCCGUGUUUACCAAGACGUACGGCGGGCGAGUCUCGGGCAACCUGAAAGAGAAGGCGACGGGUUAUGAGCUGGUCAUGGUCUCGCCCUCAGCCAAAAAGCAGUGGAGCUUUAGCAUCACGAACGAGGCCAUCGGAUUCGAGUAUAUGCUGGGAGAGGGCGUGGGGGGGACGGGAUUCUCCGGCCGCGCGGUCGGUGGCUCCAUUGGGCUCAAGCAGUAUUUUGGGCCUUCGUUUGCUGAAACUCUGGAAUUUCCCAAGAGGUCGUACCUGUUCAAGUCGAAUUACGUCGACGCGGUGCCGGAGGAGAAAGGGGAGCUGUAG